Entamoeba dispar SAW760 is the source of this 690-nucleotide messenger RNA. Its product is annotated as 2-deoxyglucose-6-phosphate phosphatase, putative. The record is from RefSeq and is a predicted model, not a curated record. The transcript has a single exon. Gene Ontology annotation, molecular function: phosphatase activity. The coding region runs from base 1 to 690 and encodes 229 amino acids. NCBI's taxonomy places the organism in Eukaryota, Evosea, Mastigamoebida, Endamoebidae.
AUGUCUGAAAUUCCACAAAUAAAAUACGCAAUCUUCGAUCUUGAUGGGACAUUACUUGAUACAGAAAUAUUAUACACAAUUGCUACUCAACAGUAUUUGGAUGAAUACGCUAAUGGAGCUAAAUUUACUUAUGACAUUAAAAAAGAAAUGAUGGGAAGACAUAUCGAGAUUGCCACUAAACGAUUAAUGGAUAUCCUUCAUAUUAAUGAUACACUUGAACAUGCAGUACAAUACAAAAUUGAUCAUUUAAAUAAUUUAUGGUCAACAGUAAAACCAUUACCAGGAGCAAUAAGGAUAUUAAAUUAUUUUAAAAGACACCAUAUCCCUAUAGCCCUUGCUACUUCAACCACCAAAUCUGUUUUUGAACAAAAAAUGGUUAAAAACAAAGAGAUGCUCAAUUAUUUUGAUGCAAUUGUUCUUGGAGAUGAUCCUCAUGUAAAAGAAGCUAAACCACAUCCACAAAUAUUUUUACGUGCUGGUCAUUUACUUGGAUGCACUGAUAUGAAACAAGCAAUUGUAUUUGAAGAUGCAGUACUUGGUGUCCAAGCAGGAAUUGCAUCUGGAGCUUAUACAGUGGCUAUUCCAGAUAAAGAAUGUGCAAAUGACCCUUAUUUUGAAAAAGCAUAUGUACUACUGAAAUCACUUAAUGAAUUUGACCCAACAAAAUUUGGACUUCCAGAUGAUUACUAA